Pedinophyceae sp. YPF-701 is the source of this 1101-nucleotide messenger RNA. The record is from the annotation of a GenBank genome assembly. Lineage: Eukaryota; Viridiplantae; Chlorophyta; Pedinophyceae.
AUGUUCGCGUGCUGUUCCAAGCCGCCCGCGGCGGACAAUACACGUAGGGACACGAACGGCGCGAGCUGGCGGGACGACGGCGCCGCACUGAACGACAUCGACCCUGAAGCCGAGGAGGCCGUCCCUGAGCUGCCUAAUGACUACUAUCUCAAGCACAGCUCCCAUGGCGGCGCGGAGGACGGAGAGAACAGGAAGAAGAAGCGGCGCGGCUCGGUGUCGUCCGAGGCCACGGGCACCAACGACGCCGAGAUGAACGCGGGCAAGGGCACGGCGAAGGACGAGCAGACCUUCAAGGACCUCGUCGCGGCGCUGAAAAAAACAUUCCUCUUCCAAGACCUCGACACGGACCAGCUCUCGACCGUCGUGGACUAUCUCAACAUCAAGGACGUCGAGGCCGGGCAGGAGAUCAUCACGCAGGGCGCCCCGGGCGACUUCUUCUACGUGAUCCGCGCCGGGAAGUACGAGGCGGUCAAGGACGGCGUCGUCGUGCACACGUACGCCUCGGAGGGCUUCUUCGGCGAGCUGGCGCUGAUGCACAACGCCCCGCGCGCCGCGACGGUGCGCUGCAUCGAGGCCGGCUCGCUGUGGGCGCUCGAGCGCCGCACGUUCCGCAGCAUCAUCGUCAUCACCAACAAACAGCGCCGCCAGAGGAACAUCCAGAUCCUGCAAGGCAUGGAGGCGUUCGGGGCGCUGUCGCCCGAGCAGCUGCAGAGCGUCGCGGACUGCCUGCAGUUCGAGGUCUUCGAGGACGGCCAGGCCAUCCUGAAAGAGGGGGAGCCGGUGGGCGAGAACUCGAAAUUCUACAUUCUGGAGCGCGGCACGGUGACCACGUACCGCAACAUCGCCGGACAGCGCGAGAUCGUCAAGGAGCAGAGCGCGCCGAGCUACUUUGGCGAGAUGGCCUUCAUGGAGGGGUCGGGGGCGCGCUUCGCCGACUGUGUCGCCAAGGGCCCCGCGCAGGUGCUGGCGCUGGAGCGCAGCGCGUUCGAGCGGCUCAUGGGCCCGCUCAACGAGGUGCUGAAGAAGGAGGUGCAGGGGUACAAGGCCGUGAACGAGAAGCUCGUCGAGAAACGGAUGUCGGCCGUCAUCGGGUCGUCGUAG